Volvox carteri f. nagariensis is the source of this 858-nucleotide messenger RNA. RefSeq lists its product as uncharacterized. Gene Ontology annotation, molecular function: transcription coregulator activity. The record is from RefSeq and is a predicted model, not a curated record. NCBI's taxonomy places the organism in Eukaryota, Viridiplantae, Chlorophyta, Chlorophyceae, Chlamydomonadales, Volvocaceae. The transcript has 4 exons. Bases 1 to 858 code for a protein of 285 amino acids. Gene Ontology annotation, cellular component: mediator complex; core mediator complex. Gene Ontology annotation, biological process: termination of RNA polymerase II transcription; regulation of transcription by RNA polymerase II.
AUGAGCGCCGCGGCUGCCGCGGCGGGGCCCGGCGCCGCAGCUGCCGCCGGCGGAGCCGCUGCUGCGUCUGCCGCCGCCGCCAACGCCGCACCCAGCGGCCCGGCUUCCCUUACCGAAUGCCGCGCCGUGGGGAUUCUGGAUCGGCCCGAGCACAUCGGCGGGCUUGCCAACCUGCUGCGGUCGCUCUGCUCGUCGUACUGCACACAUGCUGUACACAUGGUGGUGCUGCGGAUGCCGUUGCCUCCUCAGCCUGGUGCCCCGCCCGGCGGCACGAGCGCGCUGCUGCGGCUGAGUCGGCGGCUGCCGGGCAGCGGGUUGCUGACCCCCCAGGGAGGAGCAGCUCGAGGACCGCAACACCCGUUUCUGGAGGACCCCCCCGAGCGGUGGGAGGUUCGUCACGAGGGUCCCCCGCUGCAGGGCCCCGCACUCAACACCCUACCGGCGGCCAUGAGGGAGGUGCUGGACACCGCCUGCUUCGGAUCAGGGACACUGGAGUUCUGGAAGGCGCUGGGCGGUAAAUUGGAGUACGAGAUGUACCGCGAAGGCAACGAGUACAGCAUCAUAUUCCACGGCCAUGAGAUCAAGGUGGUCCUGGCCUCCGUCUACGCGCUGGCGGAGCCGCACGUGCUCAAGGACGCCUCCAGUCUGAAGCGAGUGGCUCCGGGGUCCAGCGGCAGCGGCAACCUGGUGGUGGAGGUGUCGCUGCUGGUGGCGGAGGGGAGGCAUUACGAGGGGGCCAACCUGCUGGGGGCGUUUGGGGCCCAGCUGGCGCCGUACGUCAGGCUCAUACGGGCGGAGGUCCCGCCGGCGGCGGCAGCGGCGGCGGCUGCCGCAGCUGCUGCAAGUCGCAGGAAAUAG